Messenger RNA from Biomphalaria glabrata, 3361 nucleotides. Its product is annotated as carboxypeptidase E-like. Gene Ontology annotation, biological process: proteolysis. Gene Ontology annotation, molecular function: metallocarboxypeptidase activity; zinc ion binding. Bases 119 to 1837 code for a protein of 572 amino acids. The record is from RefSeq and is a predicted model, not a curated record. The transcript has 9 exons. NCBI's taxonomy places the organism in Eukaryota, Metazoa, Mollusca, Gastropoda, Planorbidae.
ACAACAAAACAUGAGAAUAAAUUUAAUAAAUUAUCAUUUUAUUUUAGGCUUUGCUUGACACCUGUGUAGUCUAGAAUUUAGUACAAAUUAAGUUAAGCUGAAAAUCAAGUCCACUAAAAUGGAAAGGGAGUUUUUUUUCUGUUUUUUAUUCUUAUGUAUAGCAUCUUUACGUCUUAGUCAUGGUGAAACUCAGAGGACCGAUUCUGAUAAGAGCGUCAAAGAGUCAGACUCAGACAUCAAUCAAGAAACUAGCAACAGUCCAGAUCCAGAUGCUUCGAUUUUCACACAUCACCCAUACGAACAAAUGAUUUCGUUAAUGCUUGAAGUGAAUAGAGCUUGUCCGGACAUAACAAGAAUUUAUAAUUUAAGUGAGCCAUCUGUUCAAGGCCGAAAUUUGACUGUUUUAGAGAUCACUGAAAACCCAGGAGUACAUAAACCUGGCAAACCAGAGUUUAAAUACAUUGGCAAUAUGCAUGGCAAUGAAGUGGUUGGGAAGGAGAUGCUUUUGUAUUUGAUGAUUGCGCUCUGUGAAGAGUACAAAAAGGGAGAUGAGUUAGCCAAAUUUGUUGUCAGCCAAACUAGAGUCCACAUCAUGCCCUCUAUGAACCCUGAUGGUUGGGAGGCUGCAUACAAGGAAAUGAUGGAUAAAGGGGAGGCUAGCUGGCUUACUGGCAGGUCAAAUGCUAAUGGUGUUGACCUCAAUAGAAAUUUUCCAGAUCUGAAUUCUGAAGUGUAUGAACAUGAGCGUGAGCACAAAGGCAGAAACAAUCAUCUAGUGAAAGUUGAGAAAGCCAUCACUAAUGACAAAAAUCUUCAACCAGAAACUAGAGCUGUGAUGCGUUGGCUGGCUCAGAUAGGGUUUGUGCUUUCCGCCAAUCUUCAUGGGGGUGAUCUAGUGGCCAACUAUCCUUAUGACGAGACAAGGUCUGGAAAAACUCAAGAGUACACUGCCUGUCCAGAUGAUCAUACCUUUGUAUAUUUGUCCAAGUCCUAUGCUUUCUUCCAUAAAACCAUGGCUGAUCCCAGCAGACUGCCAUGUGACAAACAAGGAGACAGUAAACCAAUCACUAAUGGUGGACUGUGGUACUCUGUAGCUAAAGGAAUGCAAGACUACAACUACUUAAACACUAAUUGCUUUGAGAUCACCCUCGAGUUGGGCUGUGAGAAAUUCCCACCAGCCUCAGCACUAGAACAACUUUGGCUGGAUAAUGUUGCUGCUCUCUUUAAUUAUAUUUUACAGAGUCACAUUGGUGUGAAAGGUUUUGUGAAGACUACAGACAACAAGCCACUAGCCAAUGCAGAGAUCAAAGUCAGCAAUCUAGCUUCUGGUCUUCCCAUAGAGCAUGAUAUAUUGUCCUUGGAAGAUGGUGAUUACUACAGGCUUCUAGCUGAUGGCUACUAUCACAUAUCUGCACAUGCCGAAGGCUUCCAUCCCAUGUCCCGCUGUGUACACAUUGUGAACACCAUUCGUGUUGGCGUUCCCCCAUCAGAGAUGAGCACUGCUCCAGAGCUCAACUUCACCCUUACAUCUAAGUCGUUACCUAGACCUGACAACAAAGAUGAGAUAGCGGAGUGUGAUGCUCUGUGGACUGAAGUCCAACAAGGGACUCAACUUGAUGACAGAGAUCUACUCAUCUCCAUUCUCUCUUACCUGGACCCAAGUACCAAAUGGUCUGCUAUGGCUGACCGCCUGACCACAGUACAGCUGUACUACUACCUGGCUGAAGGCCUCAAGCUGCUCAAGCCUGAAGAGAUGAAAGAGGUCCUACGGCUCAUGCCCAGGGCACUACAAGAACAGUUGGAUAUGGUUAUUUCAGCAACAAUGAACAAGAAAUAAAAGGCAGCUAGUAGAGAGGAGAGCAACUUAGUUUUAAUUGAUCGCCAAGCAGGUUUCCCAUAAUACUGUAUACAUAUUACUGGACUGAACAUUCAAAGCAAAUAUUUUUUUAUUUGGACUAGAAUCUAAUACUUGUAAUUGAGGAUAAACAGAAAUAUAACAUUCCACUAACAUACUGGUAUAUUACAAGUAUUGCUUUAUUAGAGCAUUCAAAAAUUUAUUUUAUGUGUUACAUUAAGGCUAAUUGUUUUAUAUAGUUGUACAAGUGACCAAUCUUUUUUUAAAAAAAACAAACAUUACCAUUAUUUUUGGAAAGGUUAAAGAUAUCUGAGUCAUGUAUAAAAAAAAAAAAACGCUAAUAGACAGACAUGACAGAAAGUGUAACUUCUGUGUUUGUUCCGUGUCUCUAAUCAUGUACAUGUUGUCUAGUCCUACAUAUUGUGAUGUGAUUAUUUAGAUGAUUUACAGCAAACUAUUUUUUUCUUUUAAUUUGUGAUUUUAAUAGGAUGUUGCCUUCUCCCCCCCCCCCCCCCCCAUUUGCUAAAUACCAGCAGGAGAAACGAUCAAAAAACGUUUUUUUCUAGUUAUUCUAAAUAAAAUGUAUGUUACACAAUUUUCUAAGAAAUUCUUUGGUCUCCAACAUUUGAUAAAGUGAAAACAAAAUUUGCUGAAAGUUUUGAUUAAAGUUUUGUUUUGUUAAUCCACUUGUUGACAUUUUUGUUGUCAUUGCAUAAUAAAUUUAUCUCAGAUAAAAAUUGAAAAACAAAAAGUUUUUUAUUCAGCAGGUAGCACAUUUUUACAAACUCUAUUUAGCUAAAUAUAUAAUUUUUUUGUUAAUCUUGUGAUAUGUUUUACUGUGCAAUACGAUUGGUUCAUGUAUUAUAUUUAUAUGACUUAUGUUUCGAUCACUAUAAACUGGGUAUAAUGUUUUUAUUUUUUACAUUCCUUUGUUUGAGAUAUACUUAUGCUUUAUGUUUCCCCCCAGAUACUACAAAAAUAUUAUUUUUUUUUACCAAUGGUCGUGGCACUUUACAAUCAAAACUUGUAUUGUUAUAUGUUAUAUUUUAUAAAUCAGCUUUUUAUAUUUGGUAUACACAAAAAGAUGACUGGUUCAGCUCACUAUUUGCUACAAAUAAGUUUAAAAAAAAUAUUUUUUUUUAAAGGAGCUAAAAAUAGUUUCCUACUGGACGAGACAAAUAUCUAUGAAAAUAUUGUUAUAACACAUUCUCUUUUUAAUUCAUUUCUGGCAUUUUAUAUCUUGUAUAUUGAAACACAAUUAAGUAACUAAAUGCUUUUUGUUCAGUGUCUCAAUUUUUGUUAAAUAUUUUUUCUAAUACAUUGUUAUGUUACUUUAUUUCCAAGCCAUACCAUCGUUCUUAGGAUCUGAGCUAUUUCUAUGACACUCAUUUUGUUUACAAUUGCACAUCAAGAAUGUUGUGAACAUAUUGUGAUAUUGGUGUCAAGUUUUUAUUUGUUCCUUGUACUCAAGGGAAAUCCAAAUAAAUAAAAUUAUUUAGUAACGGA